CACAAUUUGUGGCUGAAGAGUGGGAUAGGAGUUUCUCCUUAUGUCUUAUUGCGACUCUUGAAAUAGCAAACAAAACUUUGAGCAAAGGCUAAACCAAGGAGGGCAAAACAUUAUUAAGAUAUAAUUAUAGUAGCGCCGAGGCGGCUUGUUUGAUGUUUCUCGCCGGUUUUAAAGAAACAGGCAACGAAAUAAGUUUUUCCGAUUACAUGGACGGUUGUUGCGGACUGUAUAAGUAAAUUAAUUUCCAUGAAAUGCUCUAAACCAACGAGCUACAUGGGUCUCUCAAGUAAGAUGAGUAAAUCGUCAGACUCUAAGACCGGCAGUAGCAAAACGAAGAAAGAAAAACCUGAGCUAAAGAGGCAUUUCAAACUUUCACAUCAACUCGUCAGUCUCACAGGAAUUAAUUUCCAGCGGCAAAGCGUGAUUGGGUACUCUGAGCUGACGAUAAUUCCCUUGAAGGACAACCUUCGUUACAUUUUCCUCAGCGCAAAGCAAAUUCGUGUUUACCGAGUUGUCCUCAAUGGCAACUAUGAAGUGCAGUUUCAGUAUUUUGACCCCUUUCUUGAAGUCUACCCAACAGAUGAAAACAACGACAAGAAAUCGCUCGAGAAUUUUUCGCCUGCUCACCUUAAAGCAGCGCAGGCAACGGACACGGACAGAGGCUCCGGGGAGCUAUUGCUAACCUUUCCAGAGCAGUCUUGGCCACUUUUUCAAGAGGGCCGACCUCUGAAGAUUGGAAUUGAGUUUUCUCUUGAAGAACCAAAAUCUGGGCUGCAUUUUGUCAUUCCAGAAGGCGAAGGAAGUUUAGCAGAGAGGGGUGCUCACAUGUUCACCAAUGGCUACGCCAAUUCGUCUCGACUCUGGUUCCCAUGUGUGGACACGUUUUCAGAGCCAUGCCCAUGGAGACUGGAAUUCACUGUAGACGAAUCUAUGAUUGCGGUGGCAAGUGGAGAAUUAAUGGAGGUCGUGUACACACCUGACAUGCGGAGAAAAACUUUUUACUACUCUCUCACCACCCCAACAGCCGCCCCACACAUUGGGCUGGCAGUUGGGCCAUUUGAAGUUUUUGUUGACCCAACGAUGCACGAGGUCACACAUUUCUGCUUACCAGGACUAAUGCCAAUUCUGAAGUCGUCUGUAAAAUACAUGCAUGAGUCAUUUGAGUUUUACGAAGAAACCCUCUCAGCUAGAUACCCCUAUACUUGCUACAAGCAAGUGUUCAUUGACCAAGCAGUAGAUGAUGUUCGGCCUUAUGCCACGAUGGGUCUAUUCAGCACUUACCUGCUUCAUGGAGCCCCUAUUGUGGAUCAAGUCUACUUGACUCGCAAAUCCAUGGCCCAGGCCAUUGCAGAGCAGUUUUUUGGCUGCUUCAUCACAAUGGAGCGUUGGUCAGAUCUUUGGCUUUGUCACGGAAUUGCAACCUACCUGACUGGUCUCUUUUCUAAAAAAUGUUUUGGAGACAAUGAGUACCUGGAUUACAUCCACUCAGAAAUGCAAGACAUUGUCAAAUAUGAACAAGAAAUGGGGGGAAUCGUUCUUGAUCCAUCACAGGCUCCAGCACCUUUGCCAACGACUCAAGACACAGAAAACUCUCAGAGCUCUCAUCAUCAUCAUCACCAUCACAAACAUGGAAAGUCUCACGGGGGUCCUCAGUCAAACUCGCCUCUCUUCCAGUUCCCAAUCGGAAGCUUGCACACGUUGAGUCCAAAAUACUUUGAAAUAAUGAGAAAGAAAUCCCACUUGAUAAUCAGAAUGUUAGAGCAAAGAAUCGGACAUGAACUGCUUUUACAGGUUUUCAACAAGCAACUAGUUUUGGCUACCACGGCCAGUCAACAAAAAAUGUACAACAUCUCGUCUGUGAAUGCGUGGAACCAUCUGACCGUCUCCACCACAGUUUUCUCCAAAGCUGUGUUCACAGUUUCUGGCAAAGACAUGGAAAGUUUCAUUGACACAUGGGUUCGAACACAAGGACAUGCACACUUUAGUCUGCAGUUUAUAUUUAACAGAAAAAGAAACACUGUUGAGCUUGAGUUGCGCCAAGAGAAAAUUGGUCAGAAAGGAAUCCGACGGUAUCUGGGUCCCCUUGUAGUUGCACUCCAGGAACUUGACGGCACUUUCAAGCACACACUGCAAAUUGAGGGAAAUGUUGCUAGGGCAGAUUUAACUUGUCACUCUAAGUCGAGGAGGAACAAGAAGAAGAAAAUUCCCCUCUGCACGGGAGAAGAAGUUGACAUGGACCUCAGCGCUAUGGAUGCUGAUUCACCUGUCUUGUGGGUUAGAGUUGACCCUGAGAUGACUUUGAUCAGAGCGAGUAAAGUUCAGCAGCCCGAUUACAUGUGGCAGUACCAACUGAGGCACGAACGGGAUGUCACGGCUCAGUCUGAGGCAAUCAUAGCUCUAGAGCAACACUCGACACCUGCCACUCGAUUGGCCUUGACGGACACCAUUGAGAAUGAGCAAGCUUAUAUUAGAGUUCGGCUAAGAGCUGCUCAUUGUCUUACUAAAGUCGCCAAUGCUAUGGUUAGUGGAUGGGCAGGUCCACCAGCGAUGCUUGCAAUCUUUCGAAAGCUGUUUGGAUCUUUUUCGUGCCCUCAUGUUGUCAGGCAAAACGAUUUCACCAAUCUCCAGUUGUAUUUCUUGCAGAAGACAAUUCCAUUGGCAAUGGCUGGUCUGCGUAAUGCACAUGGAAUUUGCCCUCCGGAGGUGAUAAGAUUUUUGCUUGACCUCUUCCGCUUCAACGACAACUCGAAAAAUCGAUUUUCGGACAAUUAUUAUCGAGCAGCCUUGGUCGAAGCUCUAGGAGCAACAGUCACACCUACUGUUUCCAUGCUCACUGCCAAAGCUGGGGGCAUCACGUCUGAAAGCUUGACAGGGGAAACAAAACUUGUGGUUGAGGAGAUUACCAGGUGCCUCAAUCUGGAAAAGUUGCUCCCUUGCUACAAAAUGAGAGUAACUGUGGCCUGCUUAGGUGCAAUAAGAAAAUUGCAGAAGUUUGGCCACAUUCCGAGCUCACCAGCAAUUUUCCGCUCGUAUGCUGCAUAUGGGCAGUGUCUCGAUGUUCGUCUUGCGGGCUUGAGUGCAUUGGUUGAUUACCAAAGAGCUGAUGGAACAUCUGAAGAUUUGGACUUUCUACUGGAUAUUGCUGAAAGUGAUCCAGAGCCUCCAAUCCGACACAAAGUCGUUAGGAUGCUGAUUGACUCACCUCCAUUUGACAUUGCUGCUGGAAGUCCAGUAGAUACGUCAGUUCUUGCUUCCAGGCUGUGGAACAACAUCAAUCAAAAUUUAUAUUACGAUUCCAAACUGAGAUGCGAUUUUGUCGAUCUUUACUAUGUCCUUUACGGAAUGAGGAGACCAUUGUGCUACACUGAAAACUUUGCUCUAAAUAAACCAGCCCUGAAAAGAGAAGCCGAUACUGAAUUAUUGCCUGAUGGAGAAAGCAAGCGUGCUAGAAUGUCUCCAAUACUUUUAGAGGAAAAUCAAAUAGUCGAGUUGGUUACUGUAGAAAUUGAGGCUAAGGACCAGCCACCAAUCCCACCACCCAAGAUUGACAGUAACUACUUUUCGGACAACUCGCAGUCAUUGCCAGGCAUGAUGGGGAGCUCUCAAGGACCAACAGGAUUUUUGCCUGGGAUGUUCAAGGAGGAAGGUGGAAGUGAAAAGCACACUAAAGAGGAAGGCAAACCAAGCAAGAGCAAGAAGAAAAAAAAGGACAAAAAGAAACACAAGCACAAGCAUAAGCACCACAAGCACAAGAGCAAGGAUGCCAGCCGAGAAGGGAAGCAUUCGCACCCUGCGUCGCCUGCAACCCCACUCAAUGCCAAGGAUGAGACUUUGAGCUCUGGCAGUUCUUCACCCUCGCAGACAUCUCAAGACGUCACUUUUUAAACACCAAUGUUGAGUGGAUGAGGUUCGUGGUUUCCAAGAAUAGGGUAAACUGGAACACCUGGAAAAACCCUGGCAAUUUCGGCGUGUGACUGAGUGAAAAGCUGCGUGUUGUGCUCCACCGAGGUAAACCAAACCGUGUGGUCUGGAGUGUCUGCUGUAUAAAUGAUGUACUGAAAGUCCUAAAAAUUUCAAUUUAAACAUCGGUUUUUUUAUAAAUAAAAUUUUUGGUUGCGUAUAAAAGGAGUAUAUUUUACUGUAUGCGU
This is a messenger RNA of Neocloeon triangulifer, 4148 nucleotides long. It is a transcript of the gene Taf2, whose product is annotated as transcription initiation factor TFIID subunit 2. Gene Ontology annotation, biological process: transcription initiation at RNA polymerase II promoter. NCBI's taxonomy places the organism in Eukaryota, Metazoa, Arthropoda, Insecta, Ephemeroptera, Baetidae. Gene Ontology annotation, molecular function: RNA polymerase II general transcription initiation factor activity; zinc ion binding; chromatin binding. The record is from RefSeq and is a predicted model, not a curated record. Gene Ontology annotation, cellular component: transcription factor TFIID complex. The transcript is spliced from 22 exons. Bases 247 to 3885 code for a protein of 1212 amino acids.